This is a messenger RNA of Mycotypha africana, 1718 nucleotides long. RefSeq lists its product as uncharacterized. Gene Ontology annotation, biological process: regulation of transcription by RNA polymerase II. Gene Ontology annotation, cellular component: nucleus. Bases 128 to 1402 code for a protein of 424 amino acids. The record is from RefSeq and is a predicted model, not a curated record. Gene Ontology annotation, molecular function: RNA polymerase II cis-regulatory region sequence-specific DNA binding; DNA-binding transcription factor activity, RNA polymerase II-specific. The transcript has 2 exons. Lineage: Eukaryota; Fungi; Mucoromycota; Mucoromycetes; Mucorales; Mycotyphaceae.
UGAUACGAAAACUUUUAUUGGACAAUGCGCAAAAUAAAUUUUAAAGUGCGCAAAAGCGAAAGUAAAAUACGGUCAUUUUUCUUUCUUUCCCUCGUUUAUCAAAGGAAAAGAGAAGAGGUACAUCUUGAUGUCUCAUUUAGGAAUGAGCAAGCCAAAUUUACCCUCGAUACAUUUUUUGCUACAAGAAGCAGACGAAACUGCAACUACCAUCUCUCCUGAUGCAAAUACUUGUAAUAUUGUCGACGAUAAUUCAAUAGCUCCGCAGCCGUCAAAUUCAAAAAGACGUUAUGGCCAUAGAGUCUCUCGAAGCGUGAGCAGUCUUCCUGUGGAUCUGCAAGCAUUAUCGUUGCAAGGGCCGGAGGAUAGGAUUGAGCAACAGUCUGUUGAAGCAGUACAUCAAUCUUUUCUACAACAAUCAAAACAGCAGCCGGCAUUUCAGCAAAUUCAAACCGAACCCUAUAAUGGUAUACCCUCUAAUUCGGCAGAAAAACCACCGAGCUGGAUGCUGCCCAAUGAUAGGCCACCUGCAAUAAUGAUGAAUUAUACUUCGUCAUCUUCACCUGCACCUACUAGCAUUUCAUCAUUAUCAUCUACAUCAGUAGCAACAGCACAUACUAGAAGAAAAGCGCCAUAUACGGGUCAUGGGAGAUCUGUAUCAGAAAUCACUUUACCACCUAUAUCCUCUGCAUUAUCACAACCCUUUCCACAGCCUUUGCCGUAUCCUACAACACUAGGAACACCUUCUCGGCCUGCUUCAGCAACAUCAAUACUACCAGCCAAUAACACUUCAAUCACGACUACUACUAAUAAUAACAAUAAUUUUACUCAACGGACAGCAGCCAAUUCAAGCCAUAAACAAACGCAAACACAUCACACGCAUAGAAGAGCAAUAUCUGCAAAUACAUUGGAUUUCAUGUUAUCUCCAUCAUCACAUUCGUACAGUAGAGCACAGUCAUAUAGUCCACAAGAACAAUCACUGAAUCUCAUCAGUCAAUAUCGUCAACACCCUCCGUCCUCUAACUUUUUCGAGCAACUCGGAACGGGUGCUGAUAGAACAAUAAUCAAUCAUAAUGCCGGUAAUAAUAAUGGAACAGCCAACACUUCUUCCAUAGAACCAUCAUCCUCUGCUGCUGCUGGACGGUAUGCAUGUCCUUAUUGCCAGAAGAAGUUUUCCAGACCUUCCUCAUUGAGAAUUCAUACUUAUUCGCAUACUGGAGAGAAACCGUUUGUAUGUACAGAGCCUGGGUGUGGGCGACAUUUCAGUGUGCAAAGUAAUAUGAGACGACAUUUGCGAGUUCAUCGAUUAGGUCGCAACAAUAACGUGAGCAGCGGCAGCAGCAACAACGGCAACACUACUGGAAGUACACCAACUGUUUUAGAAGAGGAUAUUGAUACAGAAUAAAGAUAUGCAGUCGCGGAAAGACACAUGUGCGAGUUUACCUUAAGCAAAGCAACUGUUUUGCUGUGAUACUAUUAUUAACUUUUACCGUACAACUUCUGCGAGAUCAUAACUCUAAACAUUUACACGAAAGAUGUCUCACCAAGCUGAUUUCGAAACUCUUACUGUAUACGUAUAAUACUUUAUUAUCAUAGACUGUACUAGCUCUUUUAUGUAUCAUUUUUAUCAAUCUGCUCGUUAAAUCUAGUAGUAAAUGCAAUAAAAGAGCGUGUUUACGCUAUUUUAGGAGCGCCAACAAUGCCUUUUAAGGUAAUCACGC